This is a messenger RNA of Clupea harengus (Atlantic herring), 2801 nucleotides long. RefSeq names its product receptor activity modifying protein 1 (gene ramp1). The record is from RefSeq and is a predicted model, not a curated record. Gene Ontology annotation, cellular component: signaling receptor complex; cell surface; membrane. Gene Ontology annotation, molecular function: coreceptor activity. Gene Ontology annotation, biological process: intracellular protein transport; protein localization to plasma membrane; calcium ion transport. Lineage: Eukaryota; Metazoa; Chordata; Actinopteri; Clupeiformes; Clupeidae.
UCAACUGUUACAUAUCUAUCGGUAUGUGGAAUUAAAAAUACCCCAGCUGAUAUAGUGAUUCAAUUCAGCGAAAAUGCUCCGCAUCCCUAUACAAAUAAACAGUAGUUACGGAACUCUGUGGUAGUGUAAAGUAACCUACAAUUUUCCGCCAUAUAGAGUGAAGUUUGACCAUUUUCUACAACCAUAGCUGCCUGCACGAAUGUUUUAUUCACACUGAUGCAGAGCCAUAAAAAAUGCGAGUGUGGUGUUUGUUUCAAGCGUCCGCCAUUAAUUUUGCCGUAGGUAAAUUAGCAACGCGCAUUCAUUCGCGUUUUUUCAUUCAUCACUCCGUGAAGCAGCGCAUUCAUUCGCUUAUACACUCCCUUGAUGACACCGGAGACAUCAAAGUCUCCACCGAGCGCACCCUGCCAGUGGAGUGUGCAGUGUUGUUUGCAUAGCUCCGACCGCCCGCGGAGUCUGGUAGUAGGCAAGUGGACUACCGUGCAAUUUCAGUCAGAGAGUGGUGCUUCAAAGAGGUUAUCUCGCUCUUCAAAUAUUUUGCCGGACUUUAGGUUAUCCGCUGAUCACGGGAGGAGAACUUGGUCGGGAUAGAUGUUUGUCAGGGCUACGUUGUAAUAUAGUGAUCUGCUCUAUCCACUUUUGCUUCGCAAACAAUCUACCAGUGUGUGGUCUCAUAUUCCCCGUGUUUUAAAGACCAUGGAGAAAAUUGAAAUGUUUUAGCAUCCGGAGUCGAUUGGGUAGGAAGAGUAUAUUCAUUUAUUUAAGUGGGUUAUUAGAUGGACAACAAUGGCACGGGAUUGCACGACACUGGCUCCUAAAUGUGCUCUUCUUCUUUUGCUCACAGCUUACCAUAUCCUGUCAACCAGCGCCUGCCAUCCCAGCUAUGAAUACUUCAUCGCGGAGUUCUGUCUGUCCAAGUUCUCCUUGGACAUGGAGGCUUUGGAUCAAAGGCUCUGGUGCAGCUGGGAAGAUACUGUGGAGCUGUACGGAUCCCUGACAAACUGCACUUUCCAGAUAGCCACAAAGGUGGGCUGCUUCUGGCCUAACCAGCAGGUGGACGAGUUCUUCAUCAGCAUCCACCGUGACUACUUCAAGGACUGCGCCCUGACGGGCCGGCUGCCCCACGACCCGCCCAACCACAUCCUGGGCCCCUUCAUCGCGGUGCCCGUGAUGAUCACCCUGCUCAUGACGGCCCUGGUGGUGUGGAGAAGCAAGCGCAGCCAGGGCGUCAUGUAGAGAUGUCCUCUGGGCACCUUCAUCCACCGCGUCAUUGGACUAACAGGAAAGGGUGUCCUCACCUAUCUGGACUGGAAAGGAAAACAAUGCUUGACCCUUGUCUGCUAAUCACAGUGGAGAUGGAACAGUUUGUAUGUCCUGCUGAUGGGAUAUCUCUGACCCUAUAACCUUUACAGAUGGACUAGGAAAAAAGGGAAUGGAUAAAUCAAGCCUUAUGUAAGAGAAGGACUUUGAUGUCUCUCUGUAUCCGCUCACAAUCUUACCCAUAGCUAAAAAUAACUGUAGGCUAAUUACUGCUGGUGAUACAAGUAGCAUAACAUUUCAACUCCCCAAAGCCACCGCUCGCCAUUGCUCUAUUUUUGCCUGUCUUAACAGCCCUCCCACCAACCUCCAGCCCCUAAUUUAAGAGCAUUCUUGGCUCAUUCUGCAGUGAUGUCUGGCAAAGGUUCUCUUAGUGCUGAUGGAUACUAAAAAAAUCACGUCAACACCCCUGUGGCCAUGGAAGUAGAGAAUUACACUUCAGAUCAAUUGGAAACCAAACUUCCGGUUGGCACAUAACUGCUCAUUGAAGGAACUGCUGGUAACCCAAGUCAGUAACAUUUGGUUUUGGAUCGUGUCUUUAAAGACACUGUCUGCAAUUCUGGCGGAAGGUUGAUAUUUGAGCUCAACAGCCAAUCAAAGCACACCCCUCUUUUCAGUGGUUCUGAACCAACGUGCCAAUAGGCUGGAAUUGUUUCUGGCUCGGUCCGAGCCACAAUGUUUCUCAUUUACAGGAGCCAGGACUGUAACAACAAGACAAAUACCAUUUUUUUAAGCACACACAGACACAACAGACAGCUAGGGGACCAUCACGAGCAAUUUGCUGAAUUUGACAAAAUAUUGAAUUAGCAUCGCAGACUCUACCUCUAAGUGGGAUGUUGUUUCCAGCAGCAUUGAAAUGAUAGGUCUAUGGUCCUGCUCCUUCUAAAGUCUCCAGAGCAAAUUCAGUCUAUCCUAUUUCUUUCCUAAUGACUGUCGUUAUACUGACAACAAAAUAGGGCGGUAGAAUAAAUGAGUCCCAACGUAAUGAGCCUGGGUUGAAAUCUUGGAGUACUGCUCUUCAUAAAUACAAAGCGAUGGGUGAAUUUCCCAGCAGGUGGUUUAUUCUAUCUCGACAAUGCACACACCAGCAAAUAAAAACCUGGGCAUCAUUAGAAGCAGAACACAGAGGAGGAUCAAAAGACUUUCCUUGUCGAGGAGUUUGUGCGUGUUGCAUAACGAACCUUCUGACAACGGCAUGGCCCUACAAAGCAUCUUCACCUCAACAUCUGAAUCACAAUGAGGCGUUUGUGAAUUCAUGUGCGCUCUAGAUGACUGUGUGGGAGAGAUACCAACAAAAACACCCCCACAGGUGAGAAGCCUUUUGUGUCAGCCCACAUGGGAUAAAAAAAUACAUCUCUUCAAUGGAAAGUCCACGGAAGCCAUAGACAGCUUCCGCCCUCGCAUACUGAAUAUUUCCUGUGCCACCUCAUCAAAAUGCAUGCAUUUUUAGUUCGCGAUUAAUAAAGUCUUCAUCUGUCUCUGUA